GAUUGCCGGAGAAAUGUAUAAAAGAUUUUGACACGAGCGUUUAGGCAUCAGUCGCUCAUCAGGUAGCAUCCGAAACCAACCAAAAAUUCCAAAAUGAAAUUGAUCGUUUGCGUCGCUCUCGCCAUCCUGGCCGUGGCCGCCGCCGCGCCCGCCACCCCCGUGCAGGGCGAGCCUGUGAAGAUCCUUCGCAGCGAGUUCGACCAGGAACCCGAAGGCGGUUACCAAUUCAGCUUCGAAACCGAAGAUGGUACCUCCAGGCAAGAGAAGGGAGAAUUGAAGUCUGCCGUCGAUGAGGAGAACAAGCCCCAUGACGUCGUUGUUGUCCGCGGAUCCUACUCCUACACCAACAAGGAGGGCGUCUCCGAGACCGUCCAGUACUACGCCGACGAGACCGGCUUCCACGCCGAAGGACCCUCCAUCCCCAAGUAAACAACUACCAACGACUAUGGACCAACCGAUACUCGACGAAACCAAACACGGCUUGAGUUUGCUCGGUUUGCGCCAGCAAAACCAACCGUGUUGUUUGUAUUACAAAUAUAACAUAGGUAAAUAGAGUUGUUGCCAUUAACGCGGGACGGCGAAGCAUCAAACGCCUCUCUUGUUUCACGUUAUUAUUUGAUGCACACUGCCAUAUUUUUUUACAUUUGUACGUUUUUGUUAUAUUUUUACGGAAUGUCGUAAAAUAAAAGUUCGGCAUAAAUAAAA
Messenger RNA from Ostrinia furnacalis (Asian corn borer), 705 nucleotides. It is a transcript of the gene CPR46, whose product is annotated as cuticular protein RR-1 motif 46. The transcript has 3 exons. Lineage: Eukaryota; Metazoa; Arthropoda; Insecta; Lepidoptera; Crambidae. Gene Ontology annotation, molecular function: structural constituent of chitin-based larval cuticle. The record is from RefSeq and is a predicted model, not a curated record. Gene Ontology annotation, cellular component: chitin-based extracellular matrix. Bases 94 to 429 code for a protein of 111 amino acids.